Molecule: messenger RNA, 744 nt
Organism: Nerophis lumbriciformis (worm pipefish)
Lineage: Eukaryota; Metazoa; Chordata; Actinopteri; Syngnathiformes; Syngnathidae
Source: RefSeq, a predicted model, not a curated record
AUGACUUACGCUUCAAAACAGGGCUCUGUUGUAACCGACUGGCACCUAUGCAAAGACGGGAAAGAAUACUUCAGCAAGAUACAACACAAGAAGAAUCGCAAAGUAUUCGGUCUAUUGGAGGCACCGGUGAUGCCUCCGCAUGUCCCCAUGAACACAGUCCACUAUAAAGUGUUCCUCUCGGGCAAAAGUGGGGUCGGUAAAACUUCUCUAGCUGCACGACUGGCCGGCCUGGAAAUACCCAGCAUGCACUACGAAACCACUGGCAUUGAGACUACUGUUAUUUACUGGCCAGUCAAGCUGAAAGAAAGCAGUAGAGUGCUCUUCUUUCGUUUCCAGCUGUGGGACUGCGGAGAAACUGCCUUACGACGGUUUGACCAUCUGCUGCCGUCUUGUAGGGAGAGGGUGGAUGCUGUUCUUUUCCUGUUCUCCUUCACUGACAGAACAUCUUUUGAUGAUCUUCCCAAUCAAAUUACAAAGUGGAACGAGUUGUCUGGGAGCCCCGUUGCAACUUUGGUGGUCGGAACAAAAUAUGACCUGUUCAUGCACUGUGACGUCUCUGACAGGGACAUGGAGGUCUUCCAGGAGACAUGGCAGUUACCAGUGUUGCGCACAGGUAGUGGGGAGGACAGCAACGGGCUGAAUGCUGUUGCACCACUCCUCGAUAGCCUGGCAGAGUGUCUGUGGCGUCAGGACUGCACUGCGGGCAGUAUAGGUGUACAGGAGAGUGGUGAUACUUUUCACUAG